UUGACUGUGUCGCUUCUUCUUUACAGGAUGAUUCCAAACCUCCCUACUCCUAUGCACAGCUGAUUGUCCAGGCCAUAACUCUGGCUCCUGAAAAACAGCUCACUCUUAAUGGCAUCUACAAUCACAUAACAAAGAAUUACCCUUACUACAGGACCGCAGACAAGGGUUGGCAGAACUCGAUCCGUCACAAUCUUUCUCUAAAUCGCUAUUUCAUCAAAGUGGCACGGUCACAGGAGGAGCCGGGCAAAGGCUCUUUCUGGAGGAUAGACCCGUCGUCAGAGGGCAAACUCAUCGAGCAGGCCUUUAGGAAACGAAGACCACGAGGCGUGCCCUGCUUUAGGACCCCACAUGGACCACUUUCGUCCAGGUCUGUCCCUUUGUCACACCAUGUUUGUACCUGAAAGAUAUCAUGAGAA
This is a messenger RNA of Cynoglossus semilaevis (tongue sole), 416 nucleotides long. RefSeq names its product forkhead box protein K2-like. The transcript has 2 exons. The record is from RefSeq and is a predicted model, not a curated record. Gene Ontology annotation, molecular function: DNA-binding transcription factor activity, RNA polymerase II-specific; RNA polymerase II cis-regulatory region sequence-specific DNA binding. Gene Ontology annotation, biological process: regulation of transcription by RNA polymerase II. Lineage: Eukaryota; Metazoa; Chordata; Actinopteri; Pleuronectiformes; Cynoglossidae. The annotation marks the transcript as partial.